AUGAAUACUCACAGUCAUUACUACAACGAUGUAUAUACUCCCCACAUGUGCCUGAACACACACAUGUACAACAAACAAACUGACCUAAGAGAAAGCGGAAGAGCGGUGCUCUCCUGUGUGCAGGGUCUGAGGCCUCCCCUGGCACAGCCCCGCCCAGCCCCGAGGCCUACCCUUAGGGACCCUGCCUUCCCUGCUCCUGCCGCGCGCCUCCCUGAAGGUGACCUUCUGCAACUGACGCCUGAGGCCGUUAGAGGGCGGCAGUUCGCGCGCCCCAGAGCCCUGUCCCGGGAGGUUGUGCGCAUGCGUGAGCUCCUAAUGACACUUCUUGUGCCAAGCACUGGGGAUUCUGGCCCCCGUGGGGCCACGCCUGCAAAGGUCAUUGUUCAAGUGAGGACAGAAGGGAGUUCAGCAGAGCUCCCUGGAAUUCAGACCUUUGUCAUGGGGCAGACCCCACUUAAUUGGAGUGCCUCAGGGGCUCCCAGUGGGGUAGUUGAGCAUGCCCCACCCCCUUUUGGGGAAGCCUCUGCUGUGAUCCCUGCCACUUCUGUUGUGGCUACUCAGGCUUGUAGGGGAGUUUGGUCCCCAGCUCUUUCUCUUCAAGCUCCACCACCAGCUGCCCAGCUGGCUUCCAUUUUCCCCCAAGUGAAGGCUUGCUCAGGCCAACAUGUUUCUUCUGGGGAGAAAAGCCUGGCCGUCACACAAUCCAGGCCUUCGCUGGAUGACUCCUCCUGUAAUCCCCAGAGUGUUUACCAGAACUACCGACGUUGGCAAUGUUUCAAGUCUCUGGCCCGGAGGCACCGUCCCCAAAGCCCUGAUACAGAAGCUCUUUCCUGCUUUCUCAUCCCAGUUCUGCGAUCCCUGGCUAGACUGAAGCCCACCAUGACCCUGGAGGAGGGACUCUGGCGGUCUGUACAGGAAUGGCAGCGCAAAAGCAAUUUUGACCGAAUGAUCUUCUAUGAGAUGGCAGAAAAGUUCAUGGAGUUUGAGGCAGAGGAGGAGUUACAGAUUCAGAUGUUGCAGCAGAGGAAUGCAUCUGUCUGCCUGCUUCCUCCGGCUCCACGCAAUGUUGAUCCUCACGGGCCUUCAUCCACUGUGGCUGCCCAGCGUCCAGUGUUCAUUCCAAAGAAGGGAGUUUCCAUGGCACAGCCCCCUAAGCAACAUCGACACAGAACCGAGCACCCUUGGGAGCCCAAGUGGUCCCAUGAAAUCCCUCCCGAAGCUGUCAAAGAGUAUGUUGAGAUCAUGGAAGAUCUCCUUGGAACUGCCCAUUCAGCCACUGUGGAGCCAGAUGGAAAAUAUAAAGAAGAAGAAAAUGAGCAACAACAGGAAGAGGAUGAGCUGUAUCCAGACCCGGGACUCCUGAGCUACAUUGACAAGCUGUGUGCACAGGAAGGAUUUAUCACCAAGGUGGAAGCAGUUAUUCACCCUCAGUUCCUGGAAAUGUUACUAUCACCAGAAUCACAGGUAGAUCCCCUGUCCUUAAGGCAGGAGCUGGAGGAAGAGGAAGGACUCACUCUCACUCAGCUGGUAGAGAAGCGACUGCUGGAAUUGAAAGGAAACGUGGGUGUGGAGGCAUCCCCAACUUCUGGUGUGCUAACCAGGGAGUCACCUGGUACAGAGUCUGGGAGCAGUCAAGAUGCAGGGAGCACAGAUAACCACAACAGCCAACUACAGACGAGCAAGAAAAUGAGCACAAAAAAGUUGGAUGCAGAUGACCUGCCAAAAGAUGGCAGCGGGUACAGUCAUCUGUCUACGUCAAAAGAACUUGCUCUCUUUACAUGGAGUCCCAUUUCACAGGAACUUAAGUCUGAACAAUCAACUUCUCCUCAACGGUGUCCUAGUCGCACCUACCCUAGAUUGGGAAACAGAGGAACCUUAAUGUCCUUAGAAGCCUCUCCUAUUAGUGAAACACCUGGGAAAGGACAAGGGUCCAGUGAAGAAGAAAAGGAAGAGGAGGAACUCCCCAGCCUUGACUUCCUCUUGGCAUCUCAAGAAAGCCUACUGCCCUGGAGUCUUUCCAAGAGUCCUCUGCCUGCCUCCAGCAUUCUGCACCAUGGAAUUCCGGGUACCUGGGGAGCAUCUCAGCUCCGAUUUCCGGAGACAGUGAGUCUUAGCCAACCUGGACAUACAGCUGCCAAGUGUAAGAUCCCAGCUCAAGUCAGAACUCCAUUACUUGCUGCAAAGCGGCCCUACUCAGGAGCUGACCUUGGAGUCUCUGGGAGGCAAUCCUCGACUGUGGGAGAGGUCCAACCCUCACUGCCUCUAAAAAGAAAGUGUGACCCUUCCACACAUGGAAAAAGGAAGAAGCAUCUUCUUAGCCAGUAG
Loxodonta africana (African savanna elephant) is the source of this 2325-nucleotide messenger RNA. Its product is annotated as NUT family member 2G-like. Lineage: Eukaryota; Metazoa; Chordata; Mammalia; Proboscidea; Elephantidae. Bases 1 to 2325 code for a protein of 774 amino acids. The record is from RefSeq and is a predicted model, not a curated record. The transcript has 8 exons.